This is a messenger RNA of Physella acuta, 948 nucleotides long. RefSeq lists its product as uncharacterized. The record is from RefSeq and is a predicted model, not a curated record. Lineage: Eukaryota; Metazoa; Mollusca; Gastropoda; Physidae.
UGCUACUGUUGCUAUCGUGAAAUAGUUAUGUAGACUAUACACAAUUUAGAUGAUUGAAAAGUUUAAAUGCAAAUAUUUCUGUAACAACUGCUGAAAAUGUUUGGAUUUUUUAUAGCCGUAUGUGUGUGUGGCCUUCAUGUUAGUAUGGCCAGUCCAGUUGAGGAUAGAAAUGAUUAUGCAACGUCUAUAGUUUUAAUGGAGGAUGGAGCUAUCGGUGGGGCUAGCAUGCCAGACUUACUUCCCUUUGGCUUGCACCUGAAGGGUGAGCGGCUAGUGUUGAGGCUCCAUCGUCUGGAAACCUUACAGGCGCUGACAAGUCAGUCACCACAGGACGACAGGACAGCUCAGGACAUUCUAAACGCGGCAGUGUACAAUGAUGCCUCCCUAUCAGCUGUCAUGCGUGUUAAAAGAUUCGCCGGCCGGUUUUAUCUCGAUGGAACUUUCACGUAUGGCGGUCUGGUCUGGGAGGUCAAAUCACUUCAAGAAAACAGGCAUCAAGCCAUGGUAGACAACUCCGUCAACCAGACUGACAGGGACGAUAACUCCGUCAAGCACAGAAUUUUCGUUCCAUCUUGGAUGAAAAGUCCACUAAACUUCAGGGGAGACAAACUAAACCUGUCAACCGGUCAGCCUGAAGAUUCCAGCCACAAGAACUCAUCAAGAAAUGUCUUCCCUCCACACGAAGCUCAACACACAAGGCACAGAAGGGGAGUAACUCAGCAUGUGGUUGAGAUAGCUUUUGUUGUGGAUUACGCUGAUUACCUCAAGUGGGAGAUGUCCCAUGGUGCGGCCAAUGCUUUGAGUGAAAUGAGGCUAUGGUACACCUACGUCGCUGAGACGAUCAACAUGAGGUAUGUCUCCAUUCAAGACACGGACUUCAACAUCAGAACAACGAUAAGUGUUCUAAAAAUAUUAACAGUGAGUUACAUAUUUGAUGCACUCAGUUAA